Rosa rugosa (rugosa rose) is the source of this 1866-nucleotide messenger RNA. Its product is annotated as CBL-interacting serine/threonine-protein kinase 20. The record is from RefSeq and is a predicted model, not a curated record. The transcript has 2 exons. Lineage: Eukaryota; Viridiplantae; Streptophyta; Magnoliopsida; Rosales; Rosaceae. Gene Ontology annotation, molecular function: protein kinase activity; ATP binding. The coding region runs from base 282 to 1670 and encodes 462 amino acids. Gene Ontology annotation, biological process: signal transduction; protein phosphorylation.
AAAACCACCAACUGUCUAUUACUAUACAUAGCAGCUUAAAUCAGGUCCAGUACUCCUUAACAGAGAACAUAAUAUAGUGCUGCUAUUUUUACACAGAGAGCAAGACAGCGUGGUGCUGGGAAUAGGAGGGUCUCUUUGUUCUAUUAAGAGAAUGAUCGGCAUGGGAGACAUCGAAGGUGUAAUGCAAUCGAGUGAACAUUUUCCUUGAUUGCUCGUCUUAAUCUUGUUUCGUUUUCACCAUCUGUUUCUGUGGUGAAAAGGGAAGCAAGGUUGGUAUCAAAAUGUCCAAUAUGGAGAACAAGAAAGGAAACAUAUUGAUGCAGAAGUACGAGCUGGGGCGCCUUCUCGGGAAAGGUACAUUUGCAAAGGUAUACCAUGCUCGAAACAUGAAGACCGGCCAAAGUGUUGCCAUUAAGAUCAUAGACAAGGAGAAGGUGCAACAAGUGGGAUUGAUUGAUCAAAUCAAGCGUGAAAUCUCUGUGAUGCGCCUUGUUAGGCACCCAAAUGUUGUUCAGCUCUAUGAAGUGAUGGCCAGCAAGACCAAAAUCUACUUUGCCAUGGAGUAUGUGAGAGGUGGUGAGCUCUUCAACAAGGUUGCCAGGGGAAAGCUCAAGGAAGACAUGGCUAGAAAAUACUUUCAACAGUUGAUUGGCGCCGUUGAUUACUGCCACAGCCGCGGAGUUUAUCACCGUGACAUCAAGCCAGAGAAUCUCCUGGUUGAUGAGCAUGGUAACCUCAAGGUUUCAGAUUUCGGGCUGAGUGCAUUGUGGGAGUCGAGAGGUCAAGAUGGUCUGCUGCACACAACUUGUGGAACUCCUGCUUAUGUAGCACCAGAAGUGAUCAACAAGAAAGGUUAUGAUGGUGCCAAGGCUGAUAUAUGGUCAUGUGGGGUUGUCCUUUACGUUCUUUUGGCUGGUUUUCUUCCAUUCCAUGACACAAAUCUCAUGGAAAUGUACAGGAAGAUCAGCAGAGGAGACUUUAAGAGUCCGCAUUGGUUCCCUCCAGAGGUUCGUAAGCUUCUUGCACGGAUUCUUGAUCCGAAUGCCACCGCGAGAAUAAGUGUGGACAAGAUCAUGGAGAACAGUUGGUUCAAGAAGGGGUUUAAGCACAUUGAUGCCCCAUUACCGAUUCCAGGUGAUCCAAACACAUCUAUCACUGAUGUGCAUUCUGCUUUUGGAUCACCAGACAGUUCUAAUAGGAAACCAGCAAUUACUACUGCAGCAGCAAGCCCCAUGAAGCCAACUAACUUCAAUGCCUUUGACAUCAUAUCUCUCUCACCCGGAUUUGAUCUAUCCGGUUUGUUUGAGGGUGAUAUGAAGCAAAGAUCAUCACAGUCACGAUUCACCACUACAAAACCAGCCUCUACUAUUGUUUCAAAAUUUGAAGAGAUAGCGCAGAUGGAGAGAUUCAGAUGCAUGAAGCAGGACGGAACUGUCAAGUUGCAGGGCAGCAGGGAAGGAAGAAAAGGGCAGCUUGGUAUUGAUGCUGAGAUUUUCGAGGUCACGCCUUCGUUUUUUGUUGUGGAGGUGAAGAAAACAGCUGGGGACACAUUGGAAUACAUGCAAUUCUAUGACCAAGAUUUAAAGCCCUCUCUUAAAGACAUAGUAUGGACUUGGCAAGGAAAUGAUCCACAGCAACAACAUCAGCCAGCAACCCAAGUUAUUUCUUAGGCUUUUCGAUAUCUUGAUACAUGCUAAACUGUGUAUUAACUAAUUCUAAACAUUUGUAUCUAUGUUUCAUUACAUUUUCAGGGUUUUUAAUCUUUUUUGUCUUUUUUGUAUGUUGUGUUUGUCCUCUCUUCUGAUUCGAGAGAUCUAAAUGUAAGAAGGUACUUCACAAAUAAUAUGGUUUCAAAUAUUUGUAAAA